ACUGGUAUCAAGUAUUAGACUAUCAACUCGCCAUGCGUUGUUGACUGUACACACACUCUGCUACAGUUUGAGAUAAAGGACUAGUCAGCAGUGUUGAAACGCUGUGAUUAUUUGGUGAUAUGGAGCGGUGUUAUGUGUGAUGAUAUUUGUUGUCCGAAAAUAUUGCUCUCGUAAAAUUUUCGAGAAGAUAAUUAUGGCUCUCAUUGGUGGUGAUGGCAGUACUCUAGCUGUGAACAUAAGUGGGAUGAGAAAAAAAUACAAGGAUAAAUCAGAUGUCUUCACAGAAAGUGAUAUCACGGACAAGAAUCCGUAUAGCCUUUUUAAAAUUUGGUUUGAUGAGGCGUGCAAAAAUCCUCAAAUAUUUGAAGCGAAUGCCAUGUGCUUAGCAACUGCAAGUAGAUCAGGGAUGCCGUCGUGCCGUUAUGUUCUCCUCAAAGGUUAUGGAACUGAUGGCUUUAAAUUCUAUACGAAUUAUGAAAGCAGAAAAGGAAAAGAACUAGCCGAAAAUCCUGUAGCUGCUUUAAAUUUCUACUGGGCACCUUUAGCUAGACAGGUCCGAAUUGAGGGUGUUGUUGAGAAACUAUCAGAACAAGAAUCUGAUGAAUACUUCCAUUCAAGGCCAGUUGAUAGCCAGAUUGGAGCCUGUAUCAGCCAUCAGAGCACUGUUAUUUCAGGCAGAGAGGAACUUAUUGAAGCAGGCCAUAAGAUUCGAGAGGACUAUGUCAGUCAAGGGAAAGAAAUUCCUCGACCAAAUGAAUGGGGUGGCUUCAUUGUGAAACCAACUACUUUUGAGUUUUGGCAAGGACAGAGUGAUAGAGUGCAUGAUCGUAUUAGAUUCAGACGGCUAGAAGAGAAUGAAACAUCAGAUGAAAUUCGUAUUCAUAAAGGAAAAGAUGGAUGGGUGUAUGAAAGACUGGCACCAUGAAUUGGCAAUGUUAUGAAGCUGUCUUCCUCAGAGUGUGAACGUUGUUAUGACUAUAAUAGGAACCUGUUACUUCAGUAUUUUUCAACUUUCUUGGGGACCUGUAGUUGAGUGAAGCUGAUUUUGUAUUUUCUUGUAUGUUGUUAUGCACUUCAUGUGGAGCUGGCAACAAGAGACUUUAUGAGCAAUAUUAAUAUGUUGUGCUUGUCUGGGAUCAAUAGGAAGAAGAUAGGUACUUACUGUGAAAACCUAAUAUAUAUACUAGUGGUAUCUUGCAAGCCCAGACAAAAGCAUUUGAACACACAAAUUAUUUAAAUAUCAGGAACCUUCUUUAAUAUAUUAAAUAGUGGUAUAGAUAAAAUGGGACUUGGGUUUCAGAAAACAAAUAAAAUGUAUUAUGCCUUAUCAGAUAUCUUAAAGAACAGUAAUAUUUACAGGUAGAUCAAAAUAUGCAUUAUAAAUAAUUAUUCAGCCAGUAAUAACAUAUGUAAUGAAACCUAGACUUUGGAAGUAAGGGGUGAAAGUGAGAGAGAAAGGAUCACUAGAUAUCCAAGCACAAAAUACUAAAUAAAUGUUUUUAAGCAGGGAUGUGCCCUGCAAUCUGAA
This is a messenger RNA of Schistocerca nitens (vagrant locust), 1528 nucleotides long. RefSeq names its product pyridoxine/pyridoxamine 5'-phosphate oxidase-like. The record is from RefSeq and is a predicted model, not a curated record. The transcript is spliced from 7 exons. NCBI's taxonomy places the organism in Eukaryota, Metazoa, Arthropoda, Insecta, Orthoptera, Acrididae. Gene Ontology annotation, biological process: pyridoxine biosynthetic process; pyridoxal 5'-phosphate biosynthetic process. Gene Ontology annotation, molecular function: FMN binding; pyridoxamine phosphate oxidase activity. The coding region runs from base 140 to 925 and encodes 261 amino acids.